AUGGACUUCGACAUUCCCAGGACACCAAGUAGACACAAGGAAGAGAGCUUUGAGGCAACUUCGAAGAUUCCUUCGCCUAAUGGUCCUGAUUCACCGAAAUUUAAGAAAAGAACGGCCUCACCAACACCUGUUUUGACCAUAUCCGAACAACGUAGUAGCAUAGCCAACAUGAAACAACACGCCGCCAAUGGGGAUUCCUCAUCGCAUAUGACUGCGUUCUAUAAAGAAAACAUUCGGGAACUGAAUGAACUACAAGAGAUGAUGUUCAGAAAAAAGGCAAAGUUGGACGAAGUUAAAGAUGAGCUUAUGGACUAUAGAGACCAAUUUCGAGCUCUGGAACUGAAGGUUGAGACGUUGAGAGAAGAGAAGCAUACCAAAUCACAACAACUAAAGUUAAAAGAAAAUGAGUUGAAGAAGCUGAAGGAUGAACAACAUACUAGAGAUAAGUUUCUAUGCCAUGGUCAUGAACUUGAACUACAACAGUUGCGGGCUAAAAACACGGCAGAAGUCAAUGCUCUCGAUGGUGAGUUCAGGAGAAAAAUUGAAGAUUUGAAGUACGAAAAGAUCAAGAAAUUAGAAGUAGAUCGUGAUUCUCUUGUGAUGGAGCUCAGAGCGGCCGAUAAGAAGAUUUCCUGUAACCAUGAGACCUUGCAGAGCUUAAUGGAGGAUUGUCUCUUGAAGAAUAAUGCAGAUAAGGAGAAUUGGCUGCGAUCACAUCAACUUGGCUGGAAAAAGACUAUUGAAGAGAACGAAACAUUAACUCAGGAGUCGGAAGUACUCCAGAGAACAAUAAACGAGCAACUGCAAACCGCGUUAAAUCGACAAAAGACGAGGCUUGAAGAGCUACAUUCUGAAUUGGAAUCGAUGAAACAUAAGCUAGAUGACUGCCAAAGCGAUAAUAGACAGCUCGAAACGGAAAUUGAAAAAACGAAAGCUUUAACGGCAGAAAGCAUGAAUAAAAAGAUUGAACUAGAGGAUUAUAUAGCAUCAUCGUCGGUUGAACUAACACAAAUCAAUGAGAUCCUAAUUAAAGAGGAAACGAUGAGACGGAAAUUGCAUAACGAACUGCAGGAAAUAAGGGGCAAUAUACGGGUAUUUUGUCGCGUCAGGCCACCGCUUCCUAGAGAGGGGGGGGAUUUAUCAAAUAUUUCGAUUUAUGGCUUCGAUGAUGAUCAAGGUACACAAACGCUGGAUAUAAUUCGCGACUCAAAGGCCCAUACUUUUACUUUCGACCGAAUUUUUGACAGACAGGACACCAAUUCUGACGUUUUUGAUGAAAUUGGUCAACUAGUGCAAAGUUCGUUGGAUGGAUAUAACGUCUGCAUUUUUGCAUAUGGACAAACGGGUUCCGGAAAAACUUUCACCAUGCUUCAUCCUGAAGAUGGUAUCAUACCCUCUACGUUAAGUCAUAUAUUUAUGUGGAUUGAAAAGUUGAAGGAGCUCGGUUGGAAUUAUGAAGUGACAAGUCAGUUUGUUGAAAUUUACAAUGAAACUAUUAAUGAUCUCCUCAAGGAUUUAGACGACGAUACAGAAGAGUUGGGUGAAUAUCAGAAGCAUGAAAUAAGACAUGACAGCGAAACUCAAACUACGCGAAUUACAAAUGUGACUGUUUGUGAAUUGACUAAUCGGGAGAUGGUGUCUGAUAUACUGAAACGGGCCUCAAAAAUGAGAUCGACUGCACCUACAGCUGCUAACGAACGGUCUUCAAGAUCACAUAGUAUUUUUAUUAUCCAGCUCUAUGGUUGUAAUGAAUUUACUGGAGAAAAAUCUUAUGGAACACUAAACUUAGUGGACCUAGCUGGCUCCGAGAGAAUCAAUUCCCUACAAUCAACAGGUACGAGGCUACGAGAGACUCAAAGCAUCAAUAAAUCCCUGAGUUGCCUUGGCGAUGUCAUUCAUGCUUUGAGCGCUCCAGAUGCAAAUAAACGUCAUAUUCCAUUUCGUAAUUCUAAACUCACAUACUUGCUACAAUAUUCAUUGAUGGGCCAAUCCAAAACACUCAUGUUCGUCAAUGUUUCUCCUUGUUCGCAUAGUAUUAACGAAACUUUAAACUCACUAAGGUUUGCAUCAAAAGUAAAUUCAACGAAGAUGGCAAAAAGAACAUAA
Messenger RNA from Lachancea fermentati, 2106 nucleotides. Lineage: Eukaryota; Fungi; Ascomycota; Saccharomycetes; Saccharomycetales; Saccharomycetaceae. The record is from the annotation of a GenBank genome assembly.